Molecule: messenger RNA, 879 nt
Organism: Beauveria bassiana ARSEF 2860
Lineage: Eukaryota; Fungi; Ascomycota; Sordariomycetes; Hypocreales; Cordycipitaceae
Product: Protein of unknown function DUF1749
Exons: 3
Coding region: 1-879 (292 amino acids)
Source: RefSeq, a predicted model, not a curated record
AUGGCUACUUUACCACCUUUCGCUGUCACGGUUCAUCCGUACAAGUCUCGCGUCAAGGGUGCGUGUGCCUACGAGCUAGGCGCAACUGCGGCCAAGAAUGCCGUCAUCUUUAUUGGCGGGCUCUUUGACGGACCUCACACCGUGCCGUAUAUUCGGACCGUGGCUAAGUUCGUUGCGGAAGCCGAGGACUUGGACUAUUCCAUCUUUGAAAUCCGGAUGCGAAGCUCGUUUACCGGGUUCGGCACGUCGAGCUUGAAGGAGGAUGUCGAGGAUAUCUCAGCACUCGUCAAAUAUCUGCGCUCCAUUGGCCGCGAAAAGGUUGUGUUGUUUGGUCACUCUACGGGCUGUCAGGAUUGUAUGGAAUAUGCCGACUACGAGAAACACGGGAGCAGUCCAGUGGAUGGUUUCGUCGUUCAGGCUCCCGUUUCGGACCGCGAGGCUCUGAAAAACGACUUUGCCAAUUUUGACGAGCUCCUUGCCGUCUCGGAGAAGAUGAUUGCAGACGGGCAGGAAAAAGAGUAUAUCCCUGCAAGACUGGUCCCGGCAGGUUUCGACGUACCCAUCACGGCCUACAGGUUGCAUUCGUUGCUUGCAAAGGGUGGCGACGAUGACUACUUUUCCUCGGAUCUUGACCAGGCAACUCGCGAAAAGUUCUGGGGUCGCUUCACCAGACCUGUCCUAGUGCUACACUCUGAAGAUGACGAGUAUGUCCCGGCCCAUGUUAGCCAGGAUGCUCUGCGCAAACUGUAUCGUGCUGCGAGUCCGCUGGUUAGUCCGCUGUCGGGGUCGAUUCCCGACGCCACACAUGCUGUUGCGAACGCUGCUGGAAAGGAAUGGCUCGCCAAGACUGUGGUCAAAUUUCUGCAGGGGCUGGAGUGA